This is a messenger RNA of Balearica regulorum gibbericeps (East African grey crowned-crane), 854 nucleotides long. NCBI's taxonomy places the organism in Eukaryota, Metazoa, Chordata, Aves, Gruiformes, Gruidae. The record is from RefSeq and is a predicted model, not a curated record.
CCCGCUCAGUCCACAGUCUGCGAGAAGAUCAUGGAGCUGCUGGGGCAGAACGAGGUGGACCGCCGGCAGCGCAAGGUCCUCAUCCUCAGCCAGGACAGCUUCUACAAAGUGCUGACCGCCGAGCAGAAGGCCAAGGCGCUGAAGGGGCAGUACAACUUCGACCACCCGGAUGCUUUUGAUAAUGAUUUGAUGCAUACAACCCUGAAAAGUAUUGUUGAGGGGAAAACGGUCGAGGUACCAACGUACGACUUUGUGACCCAUUCUAGGCUGGCAGAGACAACAGUGGUCUAUCCCGCUGACGUUGUCCUCUUUGAGGGGAUCCUGGUUUUCUACAAUCAAGACAUUCGGGAUAUGUUCCAUCUCCGUCUCUUUGUCGACACGGAUUCUGACGUCCGACUGUCCCGCAGAGUUCUGCGAGAUAUGAAACGUGGGAGGGACCUUGAGCAGAUCCUCACACAGUACACCACAUUUGUAAAGCCCGCCUUCGAGGAGUUCUGCUUGCCGACAAAGAAGUAUGCAGAUGUGAUCAUCCCCCGAGGAGUUGACAACAUGGUUGCUAUAAACCUCAUAGUGCAGCACAUUCAAGACAUCCUAAAUGGAGACAUCUGCAAGUGGCAGCGAGGGGCAAUGAAUGGACAUGGUCGGGCCUACAAGCGCUCGUUCCCUGAACAAACAGAGAGCACCAGCGUGCUAGCGGCCGGCAAACGCUCCCACCUGGAGUCCAGCAGCCGUCCACACUAACCUGUCAGUGUGUGAAGGAUUUGGCUCUGGUCCAGACUGAUGCUGAAGACCGCUUUGGGAACGAAGGACUUCAGCAGAGUGGUUGGUGAAGUGCCCUUUAAAUCAUCCUACCA